AAAUGGCGGUGGUUGUUUGGUAACCAAGACGCCGUGCAUGAUCUCCAAGAUGGCGAAAAAUGAGUAAAGAAAAGUGUUGAAGGUGCUACAUUAAAUCAUUGUCAGUAAGUGAUCUGUUCUGAGCGUAAACGUGUGCGGACAUGUCUAACGUUGAGGACGAAGAAUUAACACUGGCCUUGAUCAUAUAUUACUGCCAAGAGAAGUAUUCCAGUCAUGUCUUGAAUGUUUCAAGUGAAGCCCAACGAAAAUUCAGCAAUGAUUCAGUCUUCAUAUUCUUCCAUGCCUAUGGUCUUCUCAUGCAAGAUCAUGUUCAGGAGGCCAUUCAGGAGCUGGAACAGGUGAGGGACAGGAGAGAUGUGUCUUUGUGUACGUUGAUGGCUCUGGUCUAUGCCCAGAAGAAAAGACCUCACCCAGACAGAGAUACCAUCCAGGAGCUUGAUGCAAGGGUUAAGGAGGAUCGUAAAAGUGCCAGCCCAAAAGCUCUGUACCAUGCUGGAAUGUUCCUGUGGCUCCUGGGCCGCAAUGACAAGGCCAGGGAGUAUGUGGACAGGAUGAUCAAAAUUUCUAGUGGCUCCACAGAGGGGAUUAUACUGAAAGGGUGGAUAGACUUGACUUCUGGUAAAGACGCCUAUGCCAAGAAGUCUGGAAAGUACUUUGAUGAAGCCCUAAAAGAGAAAAUCAACAUUUUUGCUUUAAUGGGAAAGGUGCAGUAUUAUGAGUUCCGUCAGAAUUACUCUGGUGCUUUAGAGAUAGUUAACCAAGUCAUUGUGAGUUACCCAUCCUUCAUGCCUGCUCUGGUGAAGAAGAUGAAGCUUCUGCUGAGCCUGCAGGACUGGGAACAGACUGUGGAUGCUGCUCAGAGGCUUCUUCAAAGAGACAAAAACAAUCUGGAGGCUCUAAGAAUGCUGGCACUGCACUCUCUCUGCAGAGAGGGAGACAUUGGGGAGUCAGUGAAGCAGCUGUUGAACCUCAUUAGCAAUAUGGACACCCAAGAGCCCAACAACUCAGAGCUCCUCUAUAGAAUGUCUUUAGCUUUCACCCGAGUGUGUGGUAGAGCAGAAAAGGUGCUGCAGCACACCCAUAUGAUGGUAGAGCGGUCAUUCUCCCAGACAUCACGUGAUGCAGAGCUGGCCACUGAGCUGGGCUACCAGUUGGUCCUGCAGGGAAGGGCCAAAGAGGCCAUAAAGUGGUACCAAACUGCCAUGAGUCUGGACGAGAGCAGCGUCUCUGCUCUGAUAGGUAUUAUACGCUGCCAGCUGAGUGAGGGGCAUCUGGAGGAUGCCGAGCAACAGCUCGAGUUCCUCACAGAGAUCCAGCAGUCUAUCGGCAAAUCAGCGGAGCUGCUGUAUUUGCGGGCAGUGCUGGCCACUAAGAAACGGAGGUCUCAGGAUGAAGUGACUAACCUGCUGAAUGACACCGUGGACACGCACUUCUCCACUCUUCAAGGUCUGCCACUGAGUGUAGAAUACUAUGAGAAACUCAACCCUGACUUUCUGCUGGAGAUUGCCAAAGAGUACUUGGUUCUCUGUCCUGCCAAGCCUCCAGCCCAAGGUCAGGCCCCUGCACCUCAGCUGCAGCACUGUGCCUCUGUGCUGGACACUGUGGUCAAGAUUGUCCCUGGACUCCUCCGUGCAGUGUUUCUGAUGGCGAAAGUCAGGUUCUUGUCAGGUGACAUAGAGGCAGCUCAAAGCAGUUUGCAGCACUGUUUGGAUCAGAAGCCCUCCUUCGCUGAUGCUCACCUCCUCAUGGCCCAGAUCCAUCUCCUGCAGGGCAAUUUCAAACUCUCCUCCCAGUCUCUGGAACUCUGCCUUAGCCACAACUUUGAGGUGAGGGAGCACCCUCUGUAUCACCUGAUUAAAGCACAGGCUCAGAGGAAGAUGGGCGAGCUGCAGGAAGCCAUUCAGACACUGCAGUUGGCCAUGAGUCUGCCAGGCGUGAAGAGCCUUGGCUCUGCUGCCAAAAGCAAGGCCAGGAGAGUGGAGCUCAGUGCGGCAGAUUGUGUAUCAGUGUAUCUGGAGCUUGCUGAGGCGCUCUGGCUCAAUGGAGAACAGCAUGAGGCAGCUAAAGUGAUGCAGGAUGCUAUAAAUGAGUUCACGGGCACUCCUGAGGAGCUGCGCGUCACCAUCGCCAAUGCUGACCUUGCGCUGUUGCGUGGAGACACAGAGCUCGCACUGAGCAUGCUCAGAAACAUCACACAAGAUCAGCCCUACUACGUGCAGGCCAAAGAGAAAAUGGCUGACAUCUAUCUAAACCACCGGAAGGAGAAACGUCUCUAUGUUAGCUGCUACAGAGAUUUGGUGGAAAAGAUGCCCAGCUCACAUACAUGCCUCCUAUUAGGAGAUGCCUACAUGAACAUCCAAGAGCCUGAGCUGGCCAUUGAGGUGUAUGAGCAAGCUUUGAAGAGAAACCCUAAAGAUGGUGCUGUGGCAAGUAAGAUUGGAAAAGCUCUUGUCAAGACCCACAACUAUGUUAAGGCCAUAAACUACUAUGAGGCGGCACUGAAGAGCGGUCAGCAGAACUUCCUGUGCUAUGACCUGGCUGAGCUGCUUAUGAAGCUGAGACAGUAUGAACGCUGUGAGAGAGUUCUUCAUGAAGCUCUCACACAUGACCCCGUGAAUGAACUGCCAUUGCUAACUGAAGACUGCCGUUACCUUGUACUGCUUGCCAAGAUUCAGAGCAAAGUCAAUAAAAAUGAUGAGGCUUUGCUUUCUUUGCAUCGUGCACGGGAUGUACAGGCAAAGGUGCUGAAGCGUGUUCAGUUGGAGCAGCCUGACGCCGUGCCCAUGCAGAAGCAGCUCGCUGCCGAGAUCUGUGCCGAAAUCGCCAAACACUGCAGCAACCAGCGUGGCUACGAGAGGGCUGUCAAGUUCUACAAAGAAGCGCUUGUGUACUGUGAGAGUGACAGCAAGGUAAUGUUAGAGCUAGCUCAGCUGUAUCUCACUCUGGACGAUGUAGAGGCCUGUCAGCAACAGUGCAGUGUCAUCCUGAAGAAUGACCAAGUCAAUGAAUCUGCAACACUGAUGAUGGCUGACCUGAUGUUCAGGAAACAAGACUAUGAGCAAGCCGUCUUCCACUUUCAGCAGCUGCUGGAGAGGAAACCAGACAACUACCCAACACUGUCCAGACUGAUUGACCUGCUGCGCAGAGCUGGCAAACUGGAGGAGGUUCCCAGAUUUCUGGAGAUGGCUGAAAAACACUCACCCAGGGCCAAGUUUGAGCCUGGAUACAACUACUGCAAAGGCCUUUACCUGUGGUACACGGGGGAGCCCAACGAUGGCUUACGUCACUUCAAUAAGGCUCGCAAGGACAACGACUGGGGGCAGAAUGCAGUGUACAACAUGAUUGAGAUUUGCCUGAACCCUGACAAUGAGACGAUGGGAGGCGAGGUGUUUGAGAACCUGGAUGGGGACAUGGGGAACUCUACAGAGAAGCAGGAGUCAGAGCAGCUGGCUGUCCGAACAGCAGAGAAGUUGCUGAAGGAGCUGAAGCCACAGACCCCUCCGGGCCACGUGCAGUUGCGUAUUCUAGAGCACUACUGUUACCUGGCCACCAAGCAGAAAGCCAACGUGGAGAAAGCUCUUGGAGUGUUCACUGAGAUCGCAAACAGUGAGAAAGAUCACGUUCCUGCACUGCUGGCUAUGGCCACAGCUUACAUGAUCCUGAAACAGACUCCACGAGCCAGGAACCAGCUCAAACGCAUUGCCAAGAUGAGCUGGAACAUCAUUGAUGCAGACGAGUUUGAGAAAAGCUGGCUGCUCCUGGCAGACAUCUAUAUCCAGUCAGGCAAAUACGACAUGGCAGGAGAGCUCCUGAAGCGCUGCCUGCGCCACAAUAAGUCAUGCUGCAAAGCAUAUGAAUACAUGGGUUACAUCAUGGAGAAAGAGCAGUCAUUCAGGGAUGCAGCUAUGAACUAUGAAAUGGCCUGGAAAUAUGGCAAUCAGACCAACCCAACCAUAGGGUACAAGCUUGCAUUCAACUAUCUGAAAGCAAAGAGACAUGUGGAUGCCAUAGAUGUUUGCCACAAAGUCUUGGAUGCGCACCCAAACUAUCCCAGGAUAAGAAAGGACAUCUUGGACAAAGCAAGAGCUGCUUUAAGAUCCUAACUCUGUGUGUGUGUGUGUGUGUGUGUGUGUGUGUGUGUGUGUGUGUGUGUGUGUGUGUGUAUGUGCGCGCACUUAAUCGUACAUCAAAAACUAUGUUGAAAAACAAUGGUGUUCAUAAAAAAAAAGUGAUCUACUUUUGUAUUAAUUUGUUGUUGCUGGAUAUUUUUGUGUGGACAGUAAGUCAUAUUUCCUGAUGACUAGGCUACACAUGAAGUAAUCUGUCUGGAAAAAAUGUUACAUUAAAAAACUAAUAUGGCUUACCAUAAUCAGUCAA
This is a messenger RNA of Colossoma macropomum (tambaqui), 4377 nucleotides long. It is a transcript of the gene ttc21b, whose product is annotated as tetratricopeptide repeat domain 21B. Gene Ontology annotation, molecular function: protein binding. The record is from RefSeq and is a predicted model, not a curated record. Gene Ontology annotation, biological process: protein localization to cilium; intraciliary retrograde transport. The coding region runs from base 141 to 4103 and encodes 1320 amino acids. NCBI's taxonomy places the organism in Eukaryota, Metazoa, Chordata, Actinopteri, Characiformes, Serrasalmidae. Gene Ontology annotation, cellular component: intraciliary transport particle A. The transcript has 29 exons.